AGAGAAACUCAGCAAAAAAAGUUUUAUAACGUUAUUUCUUCCGACGGGCGCUUCUUUUUCACUUCAAGAAAAUUAAAACAUUAUAUAAAACGCGUCAUCGCGGCAAAGGAGGGCAAUAUAAAAAAAGUAUCCUGAUUAUGCUCUGUUAAAUAGGUACGACUUUGCAAGAAUUGGGGGAGAUAAAGAGAUUCCUAUCAAGAAAACUCCAUAGGCCCAUAUAUACGAUAUAUACCUGAAACAGAGGUGUUUGAUGUAAUUUAUGAUGCCCACGUCAAUGUCUGCCACGGAGGACAGAAAAGAAUUUAUUGUGAGGUUAAAAAGACCGUUGCCAACGUGACCCGGGAACAAGUUGCCCUGUUUUUAUCCUAUUGUGUAACAUGCGAGGAGAAGAGGUCGAUCAAGAAUAAUAAGAGAGUAGUAAAACCAAUCACGAGUAGCGGCUACAACGAAAGGGGGAAGUGGAUUUAAUAGACAUGUGAUCUUGCAAGACCACAGAUAAUUACUGCUUCAUAUUACAUUAUCAAGAUCAUUUUACAAAAUUUAGCGUAUUAAAGACUUUGCAUUCAAAGCAAACCUUUGAAGUUUCACACCAUCUCUAUGAUAUAUUUACUCUCAUAGGGGCGCCAAAAAUUCUUCAAAGCGAUAAUGGCAACAAGUUCAUUGGAGCCCCACUAAUAACAAUGAUGCAUACAUUUUGGCCUGAAACAGAGCUUAUCAGGGGAUCCCCUAGACAUCCUAGGAGCCAGGGAUCUGUGGAAAAGGCCAACGGCGACAUAAAAAUGAUGUUGUGGGGAUUGAUGCAGGAGAAGAACACGUGCAACUGGACUUGCUCAAGCAGGUGCAAUGUGCAAUGGACCAAAAAUACUGUCAACCAUAGAGUAAUUGGAAUGUCUCCCUACGAAGCAAUGUUCGGGCAAAAGCACGCAUCACCUAUGAAAAUCACAGAACAGGAGACUGACUACGAAGGGACUGAACAGCAACAACAAGAACAACAACCAUGGGAUGAGCGAUGGGCCCCAGGGAAAAAGACGGAGCGGGGGUACAACAGCAGCAACAGCAGCAGCAACAACCAUCAUGGGAUCAGUCCCAGGGAAAAAGACGGAGACGGAGUACAACAACAACAACAGCAGCAGCAGCAACAGCAGCAGCAGCACCAACAACAACAACAACAACAACAACCAUAAUGGGAUGAACAGAUGGGAUCCAGGGAAAAGACGGAGACGGGGUACAACAGCAGCACCACCACCAACAACAACAACAACCAUCAUGGGAUGAACAAAUAGGGUCCAAGGAAAAAGACGGAGACAGGGUACAACAGUAGCAGCAACAACAACAACCAUCAUGGGAUGAAUAGAUGGGGUCCAGGGAAAAAGACGAAGAUGAGGUACAACAACAGGAAGAAGACGAUCAGCAGCGGUUAUACAAUGAAGAGGUCGAAAUUUCUAGAGAUGGAGAAUUGGUAGAGGAUGAGGAAGAACGCGCAAAUGCAACUGUAAAUGAACAACAUUUGGAAAACUUUAUAAAGAUCAGACGGUGAGUGAGAGAUGGGAUCAAACAACAAGCAUCUAAGAUGAUUAAGUCUGCUUUCUCCUCUUCCUUACAUCCCGAGAUCAACGACUGUGUCAACGUCACGAUUCCUCAGAUGGAUCGGCUGAGGAAGAUGAGCAUGCAAAAUUUUGUUGGAGUAAUUGUGGCCAUCAAAGAAAAAAAAGGACACAAACUAUACAGUGUAGCAACAGAAUACGGUUGUAUAAGGCCAUUACUCUCUCAGAAUCAAUUUGAAAUCUGCCGCCGAAGGAAUGUGAUAGAUAUCGAGACGGUGAACAGAGAACGGACAGUAUCCAUCAGAAAAAUAGCUGCGGCGGAAGCGAUAAAGGGCAGUGAGGAGCCUUCCUCCAAUAUUUGUCACUGUGCUACAGAUUUCUGUAGAACAAUGCGCUGCUUUUGCAAGAGAAGGGGCUUAUUGUGUAUGAAACGGUGCAAACAUGGGCAUAAUCCCAAAACCGAUCGCAUCAAUCAAGAAACUGCCGCUAAUUCUAAAUGUUGCAAUAAAUGAAAAAUAGUUAUAGACAU
This is a messenger RNA of Scylla paramamosain (green mud crab), 2073 nucleotides long. Its product is annotated as myb-like protein Q. The record is from RefSeq and is a predicted model, not a curated record. Gene Ontology annotation, molecular function: nucleic acid binding. The coding region runs from base 681 to 1184 and encodes 167 amino acids. NCBI's taxonomy places the organism in Eukaryota, Metazoa, Arthropoda, Malacostraca, Decapoda, Portunidae. The transcript is spliced from 9 exons.